AUGAAAGAAGUGGAUAAUCUUGAAAGUAUAAAGGAAGAAUGGGUUUGUGAAACAGGAUCUGACCACCAACCUCUUAGUGAUAGUCAACAAACAAAUUGUGAAUAUUUUGUUGACAGCCGUUUUGAGGAAGCUCAGAAGGUUGGUGCCAAAUGUUUGUCUCCCACUGAACAAAAGAAACAGGUAGAUUUAAGUAUAAAAUUAUGGAAAAAUGGAUUCACUGUCAAUGAUGAUUUCAGAAGUUAUUCUGAUGGUGCAAGUCAACAGUUUCUGAACUCCAUCAAAAAAGGGGAAUUACCUUUAGAAUUACAGGGAGUUUUUGAUAAAGAGGAGGUGGAUGUUAAAGUUGAAGAUAAGAAAAAUGAAGUAUGUAUGUCAACAAAGCCUGUGUUCCAGCCCUUCUCAGGACAAGGUCACAGACUGGGAAGUGCUACACCAAAAAUUGUUUCUAAAGCUAAGAAUAUUGAAGUUGAGAAUAAAAAUAAGUUGUCUGCUGUCCCACUAAACAAUCUGGAACCCAUCACUAAUAUACAGAUCUGGUUAGCCAACGGGAAAAGGAUUGUCCAAAAAUUUUACAUUUCUCAUAGGAUAAGCCACAUCAAAGACUUCAUCGAAAAAUACCAGGGAUCUCAGAGGAGUCCUCCCUUUUCCCUGGCAACUGCUCUUCCUUUCCUCAAAUUGCUAGAUGAAACACUCACACUGGAAGAAGCUGAUUUACAGAAUGCUGUAAUCAUUCAGAGACUCAAAAAAACCGCUGAACCUUUUAAAGAACUUUCAUAGCAUUGAUUUUUGAUAUACUAAGUGGAAAG
Molecule: messenger RNA, 806 nt
Organism: Budorcas taxicolor (takin)
Lineage: Eukaryota; Metazoa; Chordata; Mammalia; Artiodactyla; Bovidae
Product: UBX domain-containing protein 2A-like
Exons: 1
Coding region: 1-777 (258 amino acids)
Biological process (GO): autophagosome assembly; proteasome-mediated ubiquitin-dependent protein catabolic process; membrane fusion
Cellular component (GO): cytosol; nucleus
Molecular function (GO): ubiquitin binding
Source: RefSeq, a predicted model, not a curated record